UUACCAGAUCUCAACCUUAUUGAGCUGUUAAGCAGCUUCAGUGUAGAGAAAUACCCAUCAGACUGUGGCUGGGAUGGAUGCUGAUAGAUGAUACCAACAAUGUUUUUGUCAGUUUCAGUUACUUCAUCACUUAUUCUGGCUAUAGGAGACUCAGGCUGACAUUAAAGUAUACUGAUAGGCCUAUUUCCAGUAAAAAAUGUACCAUAAUGUACAUCAUUUGGAUAUAAAAUAAUGGUUGCCAAACAUUCAAUUUUGUGAAUGAUAUGGUAAUUGAGUGCAUAUUAUUACAUUGCUGACAGUGUCCUUUCUAACUAAUUAAAUCACACAAUCCACAUAAUUUGCAUAAAUCAUUUGGCUUUUCUUUUGAAGGAUGAAAGCGGAAGUCGUGCUCUGUGUUGUCCAUGUAUUGCUGCGGGUCAGAUUCCUGAACAAGUAACGGAACCGGGGCAGUGGCUGCCGGUGCCAGAAAGUUGUUUUGUAGAAACUUGUAGAAUCCCGAAAGUUUUGGACCGUAACUGUAUUUCUUCUGAGGGCGUAGCGUUUGAAAACAUCAAGAGUAGUCCCUCAUUUGGAGAUUUGACUUCAUUUUACUGUGCGUCAUGAAUUCCAAACACAGGCCGCCGCCAAGUGACAGAAGAAAAGUUGCCCGUUAUCGUCGUUGAGACUCAGUGAAGUUGAAUGGGGACGGAGUGAGUCGAUACUUCGGAUGAGGAGAUGAAUUUCGGUGUCCCCGCUAAUUCGCUGCUCCUUUUCCGGGCCUGCGACGAAGGGGACUAUGAGACCGCCCGGGGCAUCCUGGAGCCCGGAGCCCCGAAAGAGUCCGGACGGCAGAGCAGGCUGCGGUCAGAGGCUGGGUCGGACUGCAACAACAUCGCGGACAUGUUGUCUCUGGUACCGGUGGACUGCACGGACGAGGAGGGGAACACCGCCCUGCAGUUCGCGUCUGCCAGCGGUCAUGAGAACCUGGUCCGGUUCCUGCUGCGAAAGGGAGCCUCUGUGGACAGCCGCAACAACUACGGCUGGACCCCGCUGAUGCAGGCUGCUAGGUUUGGUCACCUGACUGUUGCCCACAUCCUGCUGGAGAAUGGGGCGGAAAUUAAUGGACGGAACAGGCUGGGCGCGAGCGUACUGACUAUGGCAGCCCGCGGAGGACACACUCAUGUGGUCAAGCUACUCCUUGAGAGCGGCGCUUAUGCUGAUGACUAUGAUCACCUGGCUGUCGCUGCAGAGGCAGUCUCAAAUGGCAACAACAACAACAGCUGCAGCGCUGCUGGUUUUGGAGGAGGUGAAGGCUGUCCAGGAGGAGGUGGCAGAGAAUUCAUGGACAUCACUGCCCUGAUUGUGGCAUCUCAGCAUGGCCAUGAGGCUGUGGUGCGCUUGCUGCUCGAGUGGGGCUCUGAUGUCAACUUCUCCCAGAAGACCACUGGCUGGGGACCGCUGAUGGUGGCCACGCUCAGUGGGAAGGUGGCUGUGGCUCAGCAGCUGGUGGAGCGUGGAGCUGACCCAGACCGGGUCAAUGUUCUGUCCAAGACAGCCUUUGAACUAGCCAUGCAGCUGAAACAGCGAGACGUCAAGGCUUACCUGGACUCCAUCACCACCGUCAGACCCCAGACAGACGAUGAGAGAAGAAGGCCAGAUGUGUUCAGUGCCCUCAAGCUGGGGAAUUCCCAGCUAGUAAAAGAAAUAUUGGAGGAGGAUCCGACUCAGGUGAAUUCGUCCAAUCAGGAGGGAGCAUCACCUCUCAUGAUGGCGGCAGUCAGCGGUCAGUUAGAAGUGGUGCAGCUGAUGGUUGAGAAGAAUGCAGAUAUAGACAAACAAGAUGGCGUCCACGGGUGGACCGCUUUAAUGCAGGCCACCUAUCACGGAAAUAAAGACAUCGUGAAGUAUCUGUUAAGUCAAGGAGCUGAUGUCAACCUUCGAGCGAAGAAUGGCUACACAGCUUUUGAUUUGGUUAUGCUGCUGAAUGAUCCAGACACUGAGUUGGUGCGUCUGUUAGCAUCAGUGUGUAUGCAAGUAGACAAGGACAAGUCGAAACACCGCGGCAAAACCUUAAUGACUCGCUCCAAAAGCCGACAGUCACUCAACAAUGUCCCUGUGCCACCUGACGACAAGGGAGGCCUCAAGUCCUGGUGGAGUCGGAUGUCAAACCGGUUCCGACGGCUCAAGUUGACUCACACCCUGAGGCACGGCCUUUCAUCCAACCGCUUGGCUCCAUUUCCAGACGAUGCUGAAACUUCACUGGACGCCACGAUGAAGGCGAAUAGGAAGCCUGCUGCCGUGUCUAAUGGGACGCUGGCACAAGCCCCUGCCCUGGGAGGAAAUGACAUCAGCACUGCCUGGGCAGUCAAGAGCAAAGAUGCUGGUCUUUGCAGGGCAUCAUCAGAAAAGGAGGACUUUCUUAUCACUACUAUGCUCAGAAAUGAUGCUCCCUUGACCCGGCUGCCAAAUGACAAGCUGAAAGCAGUGAUCCCUCCCUUCCUGCCUCCGUCUAAUUUUGAACCGUGGAACUCAGAUCGUUCGCGCCUACUCAGGGACGGAAAGAGUGAGGCGCCCCGUCUCCCCAUGCCACCCCAGAGGAAGCUGAACAGCAGUGGAAAUUCGGAUAUUACAUCUAUCAGUCGUGUGGUUAGCAGAUCCAUUAAGUUUCCCAGCAUCCCAAAAGGGCCCUCCUCCUCAUCUCCUUCAAACUCUGGCCAUUACCACUCCCCACACUCCUCAGGAGGCUCAAAUGGAGUAGCAGGGAUCAACCGGGACUCUCACAACCGUUCAGGGGGCAGUGCAGACAGUGUUCUCUCUCAGAUAGCUGCCCAAAGGAAGCGAGCAGCAGGUCUGGUUGAUGUGAAGGUGCAAGCUCCAGAGAAACAGCACAGUCAGACACAAAGCCAACCCUCACUGCCACCCUCAGGACCUGGCCUACCACUGCCUGAUAUUAGCCUUCCUGACAUCCACUCCCACCCCAGCAUGGUCGCUUCUGACAUCCACUCGCGGAGGAAAAUGGAGCUUAAGAAGAGACCUCAGUCAGGGAAUUCCUCCACCUCUAAGAGCACGUCGCCCACUCUGACACCAUCUCCUUCCCCGACACCUAAGCCUCCUACUGGGCCGGGAGACUCCCUGUCCUCAGCCUCUUCCCAUCCUCGCUCCAAGAGCAGUGGUGGCUCCAGCAGUGGAACCAUAACUGAUGAAGAUGAGCUGUCUGGUAUAUUGAAGAAACUGUCCCUGGAGAAAUACCAGCCCAUAUUUGAGGAGCAGGAGGUGGACAUGGAGGCAUUCCUGACUCUAACAGAUGGAGACCUGAAGGAGCUGGGCAUUAAAACAGAUGGACCCAGACAACAGAUCUUGGCUGCAAUAUCAGAGCUCAAUGCUGGAAAGGGCCGAGAACGGCAGAUCCUUCAAGAGACCAUUCAUAACUUCCAGUCUUCCUUUGGCAGCAGUGCCAGCAACCCAAGACAGCCAGGUGAACCACGCUCACCAACAGGUUGGAUGAGACACCAGGUCCGCUCAUCCAACAAGAGGUAACCCAGCAGCCCUGAUGCCCACCAGGACGUAGACCCAAGGUACCUGAAAUAAGUGUAAACUGCUGGUGACCGUUAGCCAAGGCACUAAUAAUAUGGAGUCUUCUGAACGCCAGUGUCCCAGACCACUAGUGGUGUUACUGCGAGAGGACGCUGCAGCAAAACGACCAACCGGGCCCUGAUAAACUGCCUUUAUGAGACCCUCCAGGACCAAACUGCCUUAAAGAAUUCUUCUUAUGGAUCCUAAAGCAGGGGAGGUAUGACAGGGCUGGCUGGACGGGGUGCCCUGCAGCUAUAUGACAAAGCAUGUGAUGUGUGGCAAAUGUGAUGUUUUUGCCAAAGUGCUACGGUUGCCACAUCUACUGCUAACAUAGCGCAUGGGUUACACAGAGAGGCUGAGUGAGGAGUGGGGAGUUGUGAAAGACAAGAAGAUGAAAUGCACAGCAGAGGAAGUGUAGGGAAGCAGAGAGUGGCUGUGCUUGCAACUGUUUUUUAAUGCACUUAGCUUAAGGUAGUGAGAUAAUUAUUUUCCUUACACUGAAAAAUAACAAGUGACCUGUUAUCACAAUAAAACAUCCUCUUAUUACUCUUAAUGUCAGAGAUGGAGCGUGCCAUAUGUCAGUUUGCAUAGAUGGUGUCCAUGCCCAUUAUUGAUCAACACAUCAGAUCUUUCAGUCUUACUUUCUUACACAAUUCAAUUACUCACCUUUUAUUUUCUUGUGAUAAAUUAUCUUGUUAUCUCUAGGAAACAUUAUUUUCUUUUCUUGAGAUGUAGCAAAAAAUCAACCCAUUAUCAAGAGGAAAACCUUGAAGAGCAUUUGAAAAAUAACUGCAAACACGACCCUUCUCGAAAAGUGACUUUGACCUGAGAGAGGUUUUUAUUUUAUCUGAACAAAUGUGAGAAAGAUUGCAUAUCCCUUGUAAAAAUGCCACGUUUUGUAUGGAGAAAAGAUAAAAGAGAAUGAGUACAGUGGUAAAAUGACAUGAAACAGGUACUAGACAGUGAAACUGUGAUCGAGACUUAAAAAAGGUGCACUGAUGAGAAAAGCAAAUGGAGAGAGAAAGGAACAUUAGCCAAGCUGUGUUUUAGUCAUCCAGUCUCUUGGACUGCUUUUCCUAGUGUGUUUAUACCUUUGGUUUAUGGGCCACUAUGUGAAGUAAAUUCUUAAUCAAGACUGUGCUGUCAUGAAUAAAUAAACAUUAUGAUGAUGAUGAAA
Messenger RNA from Acanthopagrus latus (yellowfin seabream), 4729 nucleotides. Its product is annotated as ankyrin repeat and SAM domain-containing protein 6-like. Gene Ontology annotation, biological process: innate immune response. The transcript has 18 exons. Gene Ontology annotation, cellular component: cytoplasm. Gene Ontology annotation, molecular function: protein binding. NCBI's taxonomy places the organism in Eukaryota, Metazoa, Chordata, Actinopteri, Spariformes, Sparidae. The coding region runs from base 715 to 3516 and encodes 933 amino acids. The record is from RefSeq and is a predicted model, not a curated record.